Ipomoea triloba (trilobed morning glory) is the source of this 2477-nucleotide messenger RNA. RefSeq names its product G-type lectin S-receptor-like serine/threonine-protein kinase At1g11300. Bases 144 to 2468 code for a protein of 774 amino acids. Gene Ontology annotation, molecular function: ATP binding; protein serine/threonine kinase activity. Gene Ontology annotation, biological process: protein phosphorylation; recognition of pollen. Lineage: Eukaryota; Viridiplantae; Streptophyta; Magnoliopsida; Solanales; Convolvulaceae. The transcript is spliced from 6 exons. The record is from RefSeq and is a predicted model, not a curated record.
UUGGGUUUCUCACCCUCUGCCACCAUCUUUUUCUCACAAUUUCUUUGUUCUGCCUCCAAUUUGGUGUUUCUACAGAUACAAUUACUGCACAUCAUUCGUUGGAAGGAUCAGAAACAAUACUCUCCAAUUCCCAAAAUUUCAAGAUGGGAUUUUUCCGCCCGGAAAAUUCCACCAAGUAUUACGUCGGCAUCAUGUUUAACGUCCCGUCAAUGGCCGUUAUAUGGGUAGCCAACAGAGACAAAGGAAUGGAUGAUCCCAGGGGAAGCAUGGGAAUCUCAGCAGAUGGGAAUCUUGUGGUGUUGGAUGGAGAGAACAUAGUAGUAUGGUCUACUUCGUCUAAAUCUAAUAUUUCGACUAAUUCAAAUACUUAUGCUCAGCUCCUAGAUACCGGAAACUUGGUGUUGAAAGAUAGCUCAAGUGGGAGAUAUUUAUGGGAAAGCUUUGGUGAAAACUCCGAUACUCUUGUGGAGGGAAUGAAACUUGGGAAUGGUGCGAGUAGUAUUGGUAUAACAAGGGAGUUGAGAUCGUGGAAAAGUCCAUGGGAUCCAUCCCCGGGGAGUUUUUCUUUUCGUCUUCGACUACUUCAAAACAUUCCAGAGGUGAUAAUUGUGGUACAAAAUAACAGUAAGAUUUACUGGAGAAGUGGUCUAUGGAAUAAGCAGAUAUUCAUUGGACUGCCUCACAUGAGUUCUGUGUAUGACUAUGGAAGUAAGAUCAUUAACUAUGAUGAAGGGGACAUCACCUACACCUACGACACCUUUAAGAACAUGAAGGAGUCCACUAAAUUGCACUACGUCUUGACCUCUACUGGUUCUUACGUGGAGAAGUAUUGGGAUGAAGAGAAGAGCCAAUGGGUGGUGACAUGGGAAAGUGUUGCAAGCGGUCAAUGUGAUAUGUAUGGUAAGUGUGGGCCGUUUGGAAUCUGUGAUACUUUGUCUUCAAAAAGUUGUAGUUGUUUGAAGGGCUAUAGACCCAGAGAUGAAAUGGAAUGGGGCAAUGGAAAUUGGAGCAGUGGGUGCAUCAGAAAUGCUGCACUUCAGUGUCACAGAAACAGCUCGGAUGAGGAAAACAAGAAGAAAGAUGGGUUCUUGAAGUUGCAGAGGGUGAAAGUGCCAGAUUUUCCUAUUUGGGUGCCUUCUCUUGAUGACACUUGUGAAACUGACUGUUUGAGAGAUUGUGGCUGCAUAGCUUAUUCCUACUACACCGGGAUUGGUUGUACGCACUGGUCUGAGGAUUUAAUUGAUAUCCAGCAGUUUUCGACAGGAGGAGCAGAUUUAUACAUCCGUCUACCAUAUUCAGAACUUGAUCAAAACAAAAACAACAAAGUCAUCAUUAUUGUAAUUACAUUAACUAUAGGCUCACUAGCAAUUGCUUCUUGCCUGUAUUUUGUUUUGCUUAAGCACAGAGGCAAAAAAUCUUCAAAAGUCAUGCCUAGAGAGGACACCAGCCAUGUUAAGCUACUUGAAGAGCUACCAGUAUUUGACUUUGAGAUCAUAGCAAAAGCAACCGAGAAUUUUCAUUCUGGCAAUAAGCUCGGGGAAGGUGGUUUUGGCCAGGUCUACAAGGGAGUAUUGGAGGAUGGACAAGAAAUCGCAGUGAAAAGGCUUUCAGAGUCUUCUACUCAAGGCCAAAAAGAGUUUAUGAAUGAGGUUAUUGUGAUUUCCAAACUCCAACACAGAAAUCUGGUUAGGCUGCUUGGGUGCUGUAUAGAAAGAGGGGAAAAAAUGCUGGUUUAUGAGUUCAUGCCAAAUGGAAGCUUGGAUGCUCUUCUCUUUGAUCCCUACAAAGAAGUGGUUCUUGAUUGGAUGAAGCGCUUAAUGAUUAUUGAAGGAAUUGGCCGAGGCCUCCUUUAUCUUCAUAGAGAUUCAAGAUUGCGAAUCAUCCAUCGGGAUCUCAAGGCAAGUAACAUCCUAUUAGAUGAGCAACUGAAUCCAAAAAUAUCCGAUUUUGGUUUGGCAAGGAUAUUUGGAAGCAAUCAGAAUCAAGCCAAAACUCAAAGGGUUAUAGGCACAUACGGUUAUAUGGCACCAGAAUAUGCAAUAAACGGAAAGUUUUCAGAAAAGUCAGACGUCUUUAGCUUUGGAGUUUUGUUGCUAGAAAUUGUUAGUGGGAGGAAGAACUCUGCACUUUACCAUGAUGGCUUUGCAAUAGGCCUUGCAGCACAUGCCUGGAAAUUGUGGAAUUUAGACAAGAUGGAAGAAAUGGCAGAAGUUGGAAUGUAUGACAUGAGCUUCAAAAUGAGUAUGAGACGAUGCGUCCAUGUCGGCCUAUUAUGUGUGCAAGAAUAUGCAGAUGACAGACCAAAUAUUUCAAGUGUUUUGUCAAUGCUUAGCAGUGAAAUUGUAGAGCUUCCCAAUCCUAAACAACCUGCAUUUACGGGAAGACAGAGCUUUCCAUAUAACAAGUUUCCUAAGCAAAGCAGAAGUUUUGUGUACAAUGUUACAAUUUCUGACGUUGAAGGAAGAUAGUUUUAUUCA